CUGGGCAUGCGCGAGCGGGCCCUGAGCCCGGUGGGUCCAGCACUCAGGUAGCGCGCCGUGGCGCGGCCAGCGACCGGCUACUUCACUCGCGACACUUUGGUGACUUCAGUCGCCCCUCGGACCCAUCCAGGACCUUGGCCUCCUUGAGGACAGCGCGCCGCCUGCGGCGCCUGGGACCACCGGCCGGCCGCGUCCUCACGUGCGGAGGCCGCCGCAGUGACCCCGCCCCCGGGCCCAGGAUGUGAGGCCCGCGGGGCGUCCUCGCACUGGGCCUGGGCGCCGGGAGUGGCCGGCUCGGCAGCGCCGGGCGAUGGCCCUGCUGCCGGUGCUCCUCGCCUCCUGGAGCCUGGAGCAGUGACGGGGCCGGCGGGCGAGGGCGAGGUGGCCGCGGGCGCCAUGGAGGGGGUGCUGUAUAAGUGGACCAACUAUCUGAGCGGUUGGCAGCCUCGGUGGUUCCUUCUCUGUGGGGGGAUAUUAUCUUACUAUGAUUCUCCUGAAGAUGCCUGGAAAGGUUGCAAAGGGAGCAUCCAGAUGGCAGUCUGUGAAAUUCAAGUUCAUUCUGUAGAUAACACACGCAUGGAUCUCAUCAUCCCUGGGGAACAAUAUUUCUACCUGAAGGCCAGAAGUGUGGCGGAGAGACAGCGGUGGCUGGUAGCCUUGGGGUCAGCCAAGGCUUGCCUGACAGACAGUAGGACCCAGAAGGAAAAAGAAUUUGCUGAAAACACUGAAAACUUGAAAACCAAAAUGUCAGAACUAAGACUCUACUGUGAUCUUCUUGUUCAGCAAGUAGAUAAAACGAAAGAAGUGACCACAACCGGCGUGUCCAGUUCUGAGGAGGGAAUUGAUGUGGGAACUCUGCUGAAAUCAACCUGUAACACUUUUCUCAAGACUUUGGAAGAAUGCAUGCAGAUUGCAAACGCAGCCUUCACUUCUGAGCUGCUCUACCGCACACCUCCAGGGUCACCUCAGCUGGCUAUGCUCAAGUCCAACAAGAUGAAACAUCCUAUUGUACCGAUUCAUAAUUCAUUGGAAAGGCAAAUGGAGUUAAACAGUUGUGAAAAUGGAUCUUUAAAUAUGGAAAUAAAUGAUGAUGAAGAAAUCCUAGUGAGAAACAAGAGCUCCUUAUGUUUGAAACCUGCAGAGACAGAUUGCAGCAUAUCAAGUGAAGAAAAUACAGAUGAUAAUGUAACAGUCCAAGGUGAAAUGAUGAAGGAAGAUGGAGAGGAAAGCCUGGGAAAUCAUGACAGCGACUUGGCACAGCCUGAAUUGCACUCCACCAACAGCUCUCCAGAAUCCCAUUGGGAAGAAGACCAAGAAGUUAUCCCAACUUUCUUUAGUACCAUGAACACCAGCUUUAGUGACAUUGAACUUCUGGAAGACAGUGGCAUUCCCACAGAAGCAUUCUUAGCAUCGUGUUAUGCUGUGGUUCCAGUAUUAGACAAACUUGGCCCUACGGUGUUUGCUCCUGUUAAGAUGGAUCUAGUUGGAAAUAUUAAAAAAGUAAACCAGAAGUAUAUCACCAACAAAGAAGAGUUUACCACACUCCAGAAGAUAGUGCUACACGAAGUGGAGGCCGAUGUAGCCCAGGUUAGGAACUCAGCUACGGAAGCCCUCCUGUGGCUGAAGAGAGGUCUCAAAUUUUUGAAAGGAUUUUUGACUGAAGUGAAAAAUGGAGAAAAGGACAUCCAGACAGCCCUGAAAGUGGUCUUCCUAGGCCUGUUUCAGGACCCAGCCGAAAUUCUCUGCUUCCCUCUUCUCCUGUUAGACUGCCUGGCUGGUGUUUUGCCCAGUGGAACUCUUCUCUUGGCAAGAUGCAGGCACAGCAAAGAACAGCUGCCUCCUCUAGAAGGACCAGAUAAUGCAUAUGGUAAAACUUUACGGCAACACCAUGGCUGGGUGGUUCGAGGAGUUUUUGCGUUAGCUCUGAGGGCAGCUCCAUCCUAUGAAGAUUUUGUGGCUGCGUUAACCAUUAAGGAAGGCGACCACCAGAAGGCAGCUUUUGGCGUUGGGAUGCAGAGGGACCUCAGCCUUUACCUCCCUGCCAUGGAGAAGCAGCUGGCGAUACUGGACACUUUAUACGAGGUCCACGGACUGGAGUCUGAUGAGGUGGUAUGACAUCUGCAGGGUAGCACUGCCUCCUCACUUCAGGGAAUAAAGUUUGCUAAAGUGUUUUGUUGCCCGACUUAAAUUUCCAGCAGUAGCUCCAACUCUCUCCAAUCUCUUACUUGGGGAAUGGAGAGGGGAAGGCAAAGCCUAGUGCUUUUAUAUAUAAUUUUUUCAAUGCUGUUUGUUUCAUGUGUUUAAAAAUCAAGGUGCUAUAUAUUUAGUUCAAAAGGCCUCAUGGAAAACCAAAUCAUAGCUGUUAUGUAGAUGUGAACAGCAAGUUAUAAGAACAAAUUUGACAAAUGAAUUUGUUAGUUUUAUGUUUUGUUUUUAGCUUUUAGUUUUAAUGGGUCACCCAAACCCAAGCUGAAAAUGAGCAAUUUUCUGUAUCAAGGAUUGUAACUCAUAGCCAGUAUUUCAGUCAACUUAGAUUAGUCUAAAAUUUUCAAGGGAGUUAGGCCCCUCUGUUGAAGCUAUUGAAAAUGUAGAGUUUGCUAUUCCUAGAUGUUCUGCAGAGAAUUCUCUUCUCCAUGGCUCCGUGGGCCAGAAGAACCUGUGUAUUCAACACAUCCGGUACACUGGUUGUGACCAAGCAGUACCAUCCCAUUUACAGGUGGAGAGACUGGCCCUGAAGAGAUGAGUGGUAUGUCCUUGCCCCGAGCCGGAGGAUAAUACGGGAGAGGUGGGUGGGUCAUCUGAGGUGACCCCUGUGCAGUACACACAGGGGUUGCCGUCUGCUUUCCCCUGCAUCAUCUCAGUUGGACAUCAUGGCAAAACCAUGGUAUUCAGGGAUUAUUAUUAAACUUCGUAAGUAAGGUUUAGAGGUCAAGGGAUAGGCUCAGUCACAUAGCCACUAAAUAGAGGAACCACGUGAUUUUGAUUUCCAUGUGUGACCUGGACCACCUCUGCAUCAAAAUCACAUGGAGAACUUGUUUGAAAAUUAAAUUCCCAGGCCUUACCUUGACCUGAAGAUUCAUAAUUGUGGGAGUAGGACUCAGGAUAAUAAACCUCGAAUUUGAAUAAAUUUUACAAGGUAUUCUUGUGCAACAGGGUUGAAGAACUAUGAGAUUAAAUUAUAGUUUAUGGAAUUCCCAGUCUUCUGCAUGAACUAAAUGUAUCCUUUCUUGCAAAGAGGAGGAGGCUAUCACUGGAGUGAAGUAGUUAAAAGGAGAGUGAGAAGUGGAGCGAGUUUACUCGACAACUUUCUUAACUGAACCAGCAGGCCUUGGUGUUGUCCCCAGGGGCCACAGUUUCGAAUGUGCUCUCUGACCAGUCUUGGCUUAAUCGCCACUAGUGCAGAUGAGCUAAAUGCAGCUGCGUAUCUGUCUCGAGAGCUUUGGGACCAUGUCACAGUUUAAAAGUGGGAUUUUUAAGUCUUUCAUGAAACAACCCAAAGAGUGUGACAUGAUGCCAGGACUGUGGCCUCAGUCCCGCAGGAAGCCAGGCUGCCAGGAGUGGGCGUGGGGGAGAGGCCACCGGUGCCUUCUGUGCCAGAGACUACUAGCUUAAAGUCGCUGGAAGUAAAGGUCCAGCACGAGGUAGCUCCCCGGCUGGAAGUGGUGUUCCUUGAGGGGUCCAGGGGAUGCUGCUCCGAGAGCAAAGAGAACCCUCUCCUUGGGUGAGAGGUUGCUAUGGGGAAGGGUACUGAUUUGGUCUUUUUGUCUGUCUUUAAACAGAUGAGUGGGCAACUAACGUAGCUCAAAUUAUUGAAUUGGGUACUCUGUACAAUAAGGACUUGUGGAAAAUGCUUAAACUUUAGAAAAACAGCAUCAGAUAUUUUAAGGCUGGAGAGACAAAAAGUGCUGAAGUGACACUGAUUCUUUCAUAUCUUAGCACUUGCUGUUGGCAGCUGCCAAGGUGUGUGUGUUGUCUCCUUCACUCCCACAAGUAAUUAGUGUGCAUCUCCUUCUCUGGCUAGUGUGGGCAUGAUGGCAGGACUCGGGGAUGAUUUAGACUUCCUGCCCUUCACAGAGCCUCCUAAAGAGAAGAAAAAAGCCACCAGCCUUUGCUUUACGUUGAGUGAAUGUGCCAUCAGGUGAGGAGGCUACCUGGAGAUUGUAAGUGUUGUGAAGCAUGACCAUUUUGAGCAAAUGCUGGUGCUUCCUGUCACCUCAGGUGAACUGCUGUGGUCCCUGGCAGAGGUGGGCUCACGGAAAAUACCUCAGAUUUUCCACCGAGGCUCUGAAUACACACAAAAAGAAAGCUGCUCAACAUAACCAUUUCACAUUUAUAUAGGUACUGCCUUGGCAUAUAUGACCCAGUUUUCUGGAGAAGAUUUCAUAUUAUCUGGGAUCUUUGGUCAGAGAAGCUUGAAUAACUUGAAUAAGUCACAUUAUCUACUCAACACUUUUCCAGCCCUAGAGAAAGGGGGUAAUGUUUUUUAAUAGAUAUUUUCCUUAUUGGAGCAUGUUAAGUUUACCUGAGAUGUGUAAAGCUCUAGAAAUUGAAUUAUCAUCAUACUAGAUGAUAAAUUCAAUUUGACCUGAAGCUUGACACAGUCAGAGCUUUAUCCUGGACCUUUACUAUUUGCUUCUCCAUUUUACUUAAAGUCACAAUUUGUGCUAAUUUCCAUUUACUAUCUAAGAAGAAGACAAAGAGAAAAGAAGAGUUAAGCCUUUCUCUCCAGAAUCCUCGCAAGAUUCCUGGGGCUUCCAAGCUUUCUUUCAUUCUGAUAGUGAGAGGAGAUGGGAAAAUGGUAUUAUGUUGGUAGAGUAAUCACCUUGCUCAAACAUUUUUAGGAUUCCCUUUCUAGAUUAACCUUUAGAGAGAUCUUGAAGGAAAAUAGAAGGUAAUGUGUCUUCUCGGUAUCAUUAGAAGCUAAUAAGUAGCAUUUGAACAAUCUCUCACAAGGUACUUUCAUACACAUAAUUUCAUUCACAUCUAUACUUCUUCCAACGGCAGAAGCCAGGCCUUACACUUAGGAGGGAUUAACGUAUGUUUGUCUAACUGAACAAAACAAAAUCCUGUUAAUGAUUGCAAUUUUUUGUCCUUUGAAAGCAAAUUUGAUUCAUUGUAUCUAAUCUUGACAAAAAUGCUAAGUUAGAAGGGGGUACCUUUUGGGGAAGAAACCAACUUGUGUUUUUGAAGUGGAGAUGAUUUUCUCAUCACCUCUUGAUCCAGCUCUACAGGAAGUAUAGAAAUGGGGCUCUUGGAAUGUUGAGCACAUCUAUCCCCAGGAAAUUGACUUUGAAAGGCAGCGUUUGUUAGGAUGUAUAAGUAUUGACUUCAGGGGCCUUGUCAUCAUUAUUUGUGUCAUUCUGAAUAUAAAUCCUCCCAAUGUCAUAUUCCAUGAUGAGGGAUAUCUGAACUCCAUAGUUCAGUCCUGCUGCCUCUCUCUCCUCUUCUGUUAUUAAUGGUUGUGAAUAGUACCCUCAUCAGAGUACCAAACCCAUCCCCCCUUUUAACUGUUUUGCUCUAUUCCUCAGCAGCAGCUUUCUGGCACAUAGGUGGAGCAUCUGGCACCGGCCUAGCCGGGGUCAGGUGCCCAGCCAAUGAGGAUUCUCUCUUAGUCUGCGAGCGCUUCUUAAAGAACCCCUGUCCCAGUGUAUAGCUGUGAAGCAGGUGACCACAUGGUAUGUACCAUCUAGGAAAAGUGAUAUGUUAUUAGAUAAAUGCUGCUGGAAAGAUUUACAGCCUUCUCUUUUUGAUUAUUAAUUACACACACGCACAUAUAUCCAUCCCUAAAGUUAAUGUUUUCAGUUUCCUAUUUUUGGAAAAGUGUUUUUAAUUAGGAAAAGCUUGUGGUAGGGACCAAUAAAUAAAUUACACUUUUCUUUAUUAAAUUUGAAGUAAACUAAAAGAGCUGAAGCAAGAGGUAUCUUAUUAAAGAAACCAAAUCUGAUGGUGAAAAAUCAGAAGAAAUAUCAUUUAAGUCAGUAAGGAAAGUCAGAGGGUUAUGAGCAAUACAAGAUGUGAUUUUGGGAGCUUCCUGGAAGAAAACUGUUCUUACGUUUUUUUCCUACUAAAUGACCAUGUACUAUAAGAAGCUGGUUACAUGAUGGUGCAUUUCUGAAUCACUUGCUUCUGAUUUUAGUUUUGUUUUUUUUUUUUAUAAUUCUUCAGCUUUCCUGCCCUCAUGUUUGAUUUCUUUUUUUUCAAGUGAAGUGUCAACCUUUAAAAAUUUUUUUCGAUUUAGAAUUUAUGAGUACAGUACAUCCUAAGCCAUUGUUCUGUUAGCUGAGCUAAUGUGUUUUGUCUUGGAAUGCCUGACUUCCAUGCUCUUUGUGAUCUGGUGGAAUCUGUACAUGAGCUUCAUUGUCAACAGUAACCCAUGUCCCUGUGACAUGCACGUAGAGUGCUUUACUUGGAAACACACUCUGCUUCCAGGCGGCCCUUCAUUGUCUGCAGUUGCUUACUCAGGGGUUCAUAAUAAUGUCAUAAAAAUCCCCACUAGCUGUCUAAUAGUAUUUUAAGACUGUUUAUCUAUUAAUAGGGUGUAGGGGUCCUUUCAGCAAUUCCAUGAGCGUACUGUUCACUGGACCUCCUCUGGAAAUGCCCCCAGACCCGUCCUGGCACAGGCAGUAGCCGUGUGCAGAGGCCAUCUGCAUGAUUUCUCAUCGCACUGCUGCCUCAGGGCACUUGGAAGUGACCCUCAGCAGUACAGGUGACACAGGUGUUGAUCUUUCUUCUGCACCAUUUCUGUAUAACCUUUCAUUUCAAAAGGAGAAAACAGCACUCCUGCGGAACACAAGUUUUCCAAAUUCUUUGGUUACCCUUUUUAACCACUUCUCCUUCAGAGUAAACACUUUCUCAGCUACACUAUGUGAGAACACAGGAAAGAGACCUUGCUUGUUCUAAGCACUAGGCUUUCUAUCUUAUGUAUUUUAAAGUCCGAUCAGUAUUUCCUCCCAGACUUUGUAAACAGAAGCCACUCUGGGAUGCUUGGUACCCCUAGCAAAGCUGAUCUCAUCCACAGAUUCCCACAUAUCUGUGUCUAUUUAUAGCUGUAUUAUGGAGUCAGUUGUGACGAGAAGGGUGAUCUGGAAGUAAUUCUGUUGCUUCCCAGAAGGCUAAUGAGCCAGUCUCGUGGCAUGUUUGAUGCGUGAGUCCCCGGUGUCAUGACAAUUUCCCUGGAAUGUCAGUAAGCAGCCCAACUACCUCAUGUGAAAUUGGCUGUGGACAAUCUGUGUCAGAUGAGACAUUGUUAAGGUUGAUUUAAUCUGGUUAAUAGAUUGGACAACAUAAUGUCUCUGUAAAGAAGAAACACAUUAGACCAGAUGCCAAAGGCUACUAUGUACAUAGAUUUCCUUGGAUUGCUUUUUAAAGUCAGUGUUUAAUUCUGCCCCCAGUAUUCUCAUCUCAGUUGGUUGUGAUUUCAUAGAUCCAUGCACUUUGAAUAUCUGUCACAUGCAGUCCUAUGUUACCUGUUCUUGUCCUUCAGCGUUUUGAAUGAGCAUCAUAAUGACGGUGGAAAGCAAGUGUCCAGUGGUUUGUUGAUUCCUUAAUUUUAAUGGACAUUUACUUAGAUAUAAUGUGUUGGAGCCUUCAAGGAUCAACUGGAUAAAUGAGAAUUUCAUGUUUAGGUUUCAUGUUAAACUCUGUCCAAGUUCAUACUCUGUAUUUUGUGGGGAGGGGGAACAAGGGAGGGAUUUACUUUUUUUGCAAAAGUAUUUGAAAACAUUUGUCAGAUUUUAUAUUCAUUAGUUAUAAUAAACUUAUUUUUCAAGUAUUUUA
Molecule: messenger RNA, 7776 nt
Organism: Odocoileus virginianus texanus
Lineage: Eukaryota; Metazoa; Chordata; Mammalia; Artiodactyla; Cervidae
Gene: PLEKHA8
Product: pleckstrin homology domain containing A8
Biological process (GO): ER to Golgi ceramide transport; intermembrane lipid transfer
Cellular component (GO): cytoplasm
Molecular function (GO): lipid transfer activity
Source: RefSeq, a predicted model, not a curated record